AUGGCGGCUGUUCCUAGAGAUAUUGACUCAUUCAAUUCCCGGAAACCAGUGCUCAGGCGCUACAAUGUGGAGCGAUCAUGCAUCCGAUGUCACGAGCGUAAAAUUCGCUGCGAUAGAAAGACCCCAUGCUCUACUUGCACCAAGGCCAAUGCGCAAUGUCAAUAUCCUGGCCCAGAGAAGGGUAGACGCCGUUCUAAAAGAGAGCAACAGUCACAACUCGUACCUCGAAUCGACGAGCAUGAUGACCACCUUGACGUUACAAGAUCGUCUCAGGAACUUUCCCCAGCCAUUCCAACCGGAAACCAAAAGACUCAGAAUGUGUCGGAAGGACAAUCACUGGAUUCGAAUCGGGGAUUUCUUCUAAAGGAUGGUGCAUCCACUCGAUAUAUAAAUGAGGGCCUAUUAUCGCAAGUAUUAGAAAAGGAAACUGAACUUCAAUCGGCAAUUGACACUCCGGGUAGUGUGGGCACCUUAGAACCGCGUGCACCUACCCUUGGAUUCAGGGGCCUCAUUUCAAUCCCCUGCAUUGUCACAACAGACCUAUCCACUCUCUACCCAUCACGAUGGCAGGCUACACGCUUGUGGCACGUGUGGUUGAACAAUGUCAACCCCGUCUUGAAGUUACUUCACAUUCCAACUAUACAGCCUGCCUUCUUUGCUGCAAUAAACAGCCCUGCCCAAGUAUCCGCAGAUUUUAGUGCUCUGCUCUUCUCAAUAUACUUUGCAGCAGUGACAAGCAUAGACAGUUCAGAAGCCGCUCUUAUUCUAGGCCAGUGUCACCAAGCAGCGCUCAAUAAUUUUCAAUACGGCCUUGAGUUAAGCCUCCAUAACGCAGGCUUUUUGGAUUCGCCAACCAUAGCUUCUGUACAGGCCAUGUCAAUGUAUUUGACGUGUCGCCGGAACCAUAACAGCGGUCGUUCCGGUUGGGCAUUGAACGGCCUUUUGGUUCGAGCAUCACAGUCUAUCGGGCUUCACCGGGAUGGUGAACAUUUCAAUCUUCCCCCUUUAGAUUGUGAGAUUCGUCGUCGGCUAUGGUGGCACGUUUCAGGCCUCGAUGGUCGUGUUGCAGAGGAUCACGGGAUUAUCAUCGGUGGUUUGGGGACACUCUGCGACACUAAGCUUCCUCUUAACAUAGAUGACGCAGAUUUGAUUGCUUGCAUGAAAGACCCCCCACAACCAAAAAAGGGAGCGACCGAAAUGUCUCUUUCUCUGAUAUUGGCCGAGUCAAAUGUGACUACGCAAGAGAUCCAUCACAUCAUGAGCCGAGGGCAAAAUGGCGACGAGAAAGUGGCUCACUUGAAGCAAAUUUUGCAAGACUUCAAAGCAAGAAUGGAAGAACAAUAUUUCCAGUACCUUGACAUUAACAUACCUAUACAAAGGUAUGCUCUUCUGUUAGGAAGAAUGCAACUCGCUAAAAUGGAAGUCAUGGCCCGCCAGCAAUAUCUUAGAGGCAAGUCAGUGGAGAAGUCUUCUGAGCUCGCGUGCGACGAAUCUCUAAUGUAUGCUAUUGAAGUUUUGGAAAAAAACAUCAUGUUGAAGACAGAUGAUCUUUUACGAAAUUUCCAAUGGCUUGCCAGCUCAUUUGCCCAAUACAGUGCCCUUACUCAUGUUCUCUGGCAUCUGUGUGUUUGGCCAGAGUCGCAAAACACUGACAAGGUAUGGAGUAUAGUUGAGAGAUCUUUCGAAUUAGAAGAACUUCCAAGCUUUCCAGGGCUAAAUCAGAAAUAA
Molecule: messenger RNA, 1728 nt
Organism: Talaromyces stipitatus ATCC 10500
Lineage: Eukaryota; Fungi; Ascomycota; Eurotiomycetes; Eurotiales; Trichocomaceae
Product: C6 transcription factor, putative
Exons: 3
Coding region: 1-1728 (575 amino acids)
Biological process (GO): DNA-templated transcription; regulation of DNA-templated transcription
Molecular function (GO): zinc ion binding; DNA-binding transcription factor activity, RNA polymerase II-specific; DNA binding
Source: RefSeq, a predicted model, not a curated record